Messenger RNA from Sus scrofa (pig), 1737 nucleotides. RefSeq lists its product as uncharacterized. The record is from RefSeq and is a predicted model, not a curated record. Lineage: Eukaryota; Metazoa; Chordata; Mammalia; Artiodactyla; Suidae.
ACACGCCAGUGGUCCCCUGCCGGGGGUCUUUCGGUUCUAGAAUCUUACGGAUCGUCUCCUAGAAACAUGACGCUCCCUGGAGGCCCGGGUGGCGUGGGAAGGAGGGGCAGGUCUGGGUCGAACCCGUCCCCUGUGGGGUUUGUAAAAAUGAGAUAAGUGGUGAGUGAUGACAGCAGCCCUCAAGCCGAUGCUGAUGCUGCCCCGAGGCCCAGGCCCCCGGGAGCUGAGCCCGGGUCUGGACCACCCCCCGCCUGACCCAACCCGAAGCGUGUCCUCUCUGGGGUCCGGGGCAGAAGCCUUUCCCAGGGGUCUACUGUCCACACUCGCAGGCCGCCUCCUGGCUGGAGACCAAGGUCCCCGGGUGCCCUUUGCCCGCGUGGUUGUCUGUUCUCUGGGGAGCAGUGUCGUGUCUGGAGGGGUGCAGCCGCGCCUGUGCUCGGCAAGGACAGCUCUCUGCCUGUCGUGGUGGGGACAGGCGUGCUGUGGGCCUCACGCUAGGUGGCCCGCCGUGGCCAGGGCUGGGGGACCCGAGGGUGGGUGGGGACAGGGCUGUGCACGUCUCUGUUUGUGCGUGGUGACUGGUUCCCGGGCCUUCGGGCCUUACCCUGCUUCCCGCUGCUUUCGCUGUGAGCCCUCCCGCUUCUCUGGUCAGUCGAGUGGGACCGCUGGGCAAAGCCUGGGCGCGCUGGGCGGGGCGGGCGGCGUGUCCACACCGCUGGCCGGGGAGCCCGUCCGGGGCGGCCUGGUCAGCAUCUGGAGGGAGUGCGCCCGGGAGAGCCCUGCCUGUCCUGGCUCAGUGCGUGCGCCCGGGGGGCAGCUUGGAGGCUGUGGCAACGGGCCUGAUCGCAUUCCUCUGGCGGCUUCUGAGCUGUGAACUCUGUGACCCGGGACUCACCUGUUGCGCUCCUCCUCCUGUGGAAUUGGCAGCCAGCUCCGUUUCCUCCUGUCGUUUCAAGCACGGUUGGCGUCGUCUGCUGUAGGUGUGGGCGUAGUGUGGGUGUAGUGUGUGUACAUAUGUGUAUAUGUAUAUAUCACGCAGCAGGCGUGACUGCUGCUAUCCAGUGGCGAAGCAACAAGUACAAUAAAAAUCGGCUCCAAAUUGGCCUCUGGUUUCUUGACGAGUCGCGGUGGGAGCCGGGCCUCAGUGUCUGGUGUCUUGCUCCUUGCGCGGAAGGCGGCACCGACCCCACUGUGCGCCCGGAGCCGGUGCCUGCCCCCUGCGAGUCCAGGGUGGGGGCAGGACCACCCAGGCGGCGACUGGGCAAGCGCUGCCCAUCCCUCCCUGGGCCCCGUUGCUCUCCUGACCCAGAGGUGGGUGGCACGGCCCUGUGACACUCAGGUGGCUGGAAACCCUCCCUCUCUUUAAACAUGAAAACCAGUUUAUGCACCAGAUGGAGUCUGACAGCUGUGCUCAGAGGGCCCCUGUCCUGCACACAGACCCACCCUGCGGGUUCCUGAGGAAGACGGGGCCACACCGCCACCCUCCAGGAGGGGGCUGGCCGCGGCGCGUCUCUGGAAAAUGGGGUGAUGUGGCGGGGGAGGCAGUUUACACUGAAACGUUCCCGACGUGGUGAGAAGCUCUGUGCGGGUGUGGGAACCGUUGUGGUCCCCGUGCUGCUCUCGUCCUCCUGGGGCCUGACCUCUGCCCUGGCGCCUGUGCACACCGGGGGCCAGUCUCUUCUGUCUGAAUGUUGACCUGUGAUAAAGAUAACGUGUAAAAUAAAUGUUUUCACCGCA